This is a messenger RNA of Uncinocarpus reesii 1704, 1182 nucleotides long. RefSeq lists its product as uncharacterized. The transcript is spliced from 4 exons. NCBI's taxonomy places the organism in Eukaryota, Fungi, Ascomycota, Eurotiomycetes, Onygenales, Onygenaceae. The coding region runs from base 1 to 1182 and encodes 393 amino acids. Gene Ontology annotation, molecular function: tubulin binding. The record is from RefSeq and is a predicted model, not a curated record. Gene Ontology annotation, cellular component: cytoplasm. Gene Ontology annotation, biological process: post-chaperonin tubulin folding pathway; tubulin complex assembly.
AUGGCAUCCCAAACGCAGGCACCGGGCGAGGCACCUUGCGGGGGUGCUAGCAAGAACAAGCAAGAGUCCUCGCUAAACGAUCGUUUCUUCCGCUAUUUCCAGCAGGAGAUUACCGCCUUGCAGGAGGAGAUGGAUCGCCUCCCUUUUACUUCGACGGCCGGAGGGGAAACUAGGGAUGCUAUCGACCAUUGUCUUGCCGGGAUAUCGCGCCUGUCGAGCGAGGUUCAAGAUGCAUCCAGUUACGUACCGCCCUAUGACCAACGCAUAUAUGCUGAAGCGAUCAAAGCUCUUCAAGAGAAACUAGCGGAGACUCGGGCGGCCAUUGCUCCUAGGCAAAAGUUUGCUUUUAAAACUGCACGCAAGAAUCCCUCCGCAGUAUCUCUGGCGGACAUGGCCGAACUCGAUGCUCAAGGCCGUCGACAUAUCCCCGGCUACCGCUCCAGCGACAACUCGUCCAUGGAAUCGUCACUUACCGUAACCCCUCUUGACACUCGUUCUCCUGCCAUCCCUGGAUUAGAUACCAGCGGUUUGGGUAGAAAUUCUUCCUCUUUGGCUGAGCGAACUACGGUAGAUGCGGCCAACGGGGCAACCACUGCAAAGCACACUAUACCGUCAGACGCGUCAACGAUAUCUGUGGACUCACGAACCAACGUGCAUCUUAUCCUAUCAAGUCCAAUAGGACAUCGAACCGUCCCUGUUUCCAUCACUUCUUUGAAGCGCUCUGUAAUCGAUCUCAUCAAUGGACUCCCGUUUGCCGCGAUGGCUAUAAAAGAUGUCACUGACAGCUUACUUAUGUGUGGUGAAGUAAAAGGCGCAGCACAUAUUACCGGAGUCAGAAACUCGGUACUCGCUGUAUCAUGCCAUCAAUUCAGAAUGCACGACUGCAGCGAUGUUACAGUCUAUCUUGGCUGUUCGAGCACUCCUAUCAUCGAAAACUGUCACAACAUUCGAUUCAAUCAUAUCCCCAACCCAUUGCUCAAGGAUUCUGUUGAAUUCACCGUGAAGGAUAGCUGGUCCAACAUCGAUGAUUUUAGUUGGCUAAAGAUGGGUCAAAGUCCCAACUGGAGAGUGACGGACGAGAAGGGAUUUAAUCCAGAUGAUAUAUGGGCGAAGCUAUCCAGCGGUGACGGCGACUGGGCGCUAGCGACAUAUUUGCUCGCAUCGGAAAGCAACGCUGCUUGA